AUGAGUCAUAGCUCGUCCCACAGGACUGAGUGGGCUGGCGAAGUGGAGGAGGAUGGCAGCUUCCAGCUAAACACAGACCAUGCGGCUGCUCUGAGUUGGAGGCUGUGCUUGGAGCCGUUUAACCCCCCCCCCCCCCCCCCCCUUCCCGUCCAACUGACUACAACGCCGUGGCUGACCCCUGUACAGUGCCGUAGUAUCGUCCCUCUUCCUCUGGCUCGUGGUUCCCAUAAAGAGUCACAUCACCAAGGAUCCUGGUCUGAUACCACCCACAGCCACUCCUGGGGCCCCCGCCCAACCCCCUCCCCAUUUCCCACCCUCUCCCCCUCCCCUAAGAAGAUGUCAGUGACCCUGACAGACAUUCAGCAGGAGGGAGAGAGCGGGCCACUCAUUGAGCCCUGUAGUCGAGGCAAGGUCUCCCCUCAACCACAGGGCCCCAAAGACCUGACCGGAGAGAUCCAGGAGCCUGAGGACACCGCUCCCCAGGAUGCACUGAAACGGGCUCCAAACCACAGCCAUGGAAGGAAAAGGGCCAAAUCUAAUGCCAAAGUGAAACUGGUACGAAGCCUUGCAGUCUGUGAGGAAUCCUCUGGUCCGUUCUCUGAUGGACCUCCAGAAUCGGAUAUCAUUCAGUUGCACAUCAGCUGUCCUUCAGACAAAGAGGAAGAAAAGUCAUCAAAGGAUGAAUUUGAAAAUGAAGAAAAGGAGAAGAAGGAUAAAGCUCCUCGGAAGAUGUUAUCACGUGAUUCCAGUCAGGAAUACACCGACUCCACAGGCAUUGAUGUUCAUGAGUUUCUGGUCAACACACUGAAAAACAAUCCCAGGGAUCGAAUGAUGCUGCUCAAGUUAGAACAAGAUAUCCUGGAGUUUAUUAAUGACGACAAUAACCAGUACAAGAAGUUUCCUCAGAUGACUUCAUAUCACCGCAUGUUGCUGCACCGAGUGGCUGCUUAUUUUGGUAUGGAUCAUAAUGUGGAUCAAACAGGAAAAGCCGUCAUCAUCAAUAAGACCAGCAACACAAGAAUCCCUGAACAGAGAUUUUCUGAACACAUAAAGGAUGAACGCAAUAUGGAUUUCCAAAAAAAAUUUAUUCUUAAAAGAGACGAUGCCAGCAUGGACAAAGAUGAUAAUCAGAUUCGCGUGCCACUGCAGGACGGGCGGCGAAGCAAAUCUAUUGAGGAGAGAGAAGAGGAGUAUCAGCGGGUACGAGACCGGAUCUUUGCCCGAGAAGUUUCCUUCUUUUUGCAGUCUUCUCAAAAUGGAUACAUAAAUGACAACAGACUCUCCACAGAGGGCUACUGCUCUAGCUCUCAAAAGAGGAGGCAGAUCUUUAGGGGAAACCGGGAGAGCUCGAGUCGGGCCUCCAGCAGUCGUCAGAGCAGCACAGACAGCGACAUGAAGUGCCUGGAGCCGCGGCCGUGGAGCAGCACCGACUCGGACAGCUCAAACCGCACGCUCCGGCCGCCCGUCACCAAAGCCAGCAGCUUCUCGGGCAUCUCUAUCCUGACCAGAGGGGACAGUCUGGGGAGUAACAAGAGCUCUCAAGGCAGCUGUAAAGGCUCCAGAUCUGUCUCCCAGUCGAGUCGUAGCUUGCUGCCCUGCCCGCCCCAGCCCCCGCAGCCACAGCCGCCCCAGACUGCCCUACUGCCCACCCCUCAGCAGCACCCGCUGGGCAACCACAUGCUUGCGCAGGCCACUCUGCAACCCUCUCAGCCCGUGUCCUUCUCCAGUCCUUCCUGCCCCCAGGUUCUCCUGCCAGUCUCUCCUCCCCAGCAGUACACAAUGGGCGAUGAGCUGGCGCCUCAGUUCACUCAGAUGACGUUGAGUCGACAGGGGUCCAGUGAGAACCCGGAGCCUCCACAGAUUUUCCAGGCCCCCUCCACAGUGCUCACCCAGCACCCCCCUCCCCAGACUGGGUACAUUAUGGCCACAACGGGUCAGCCUUUACCACCUCCAUCUGGGUAUCAACCUGCCACAGGACACCCCCACCCUCCCCCUCCACCGCCUCCUCCGUCGCAGCCAGUCAUUCAAGCUCCGCCCCCUCCACAGAGCUACCUGCCACCCCCCCCGCCUCAGCAGAUCCAGGUGUCGUAUUUCCCCCCGGGGCAGUACCCCAGCUCAGGGCAGCAGUACAGAGUGGCACAGCCCAUGACGCACCAGGUGUCCUACCCCGCACAGCGCCCUCAGCCCAUGCCUCAGCCCACGCAGCCGUCAGGUCUCCAGUCAAUGAUGCCCAGCCAGCAGCCAAGCUACCAGAGUAUUAUCGGGGUCCAGCAGCCUCAAAACACAGCCCUGCUAAACUCUCAGCUAAACUCCCAGCGUCCCCCCAUGCAGAGUAUUAUGGUUCAGUAUCCACAGAUGCCCUCAUACACGGUCCCUGUGGCGAAUGAGAGCCAGCCGGUAGUGCAGCAGCAGUACCAGCAGCAGGUGAUGGUGCCUGUCAGCCAGUCUGUCCAAGGCCCACUGCCUGUUUACUACAGUGUUAUUACCCCCACGCAACAGAACAGCACAAGUCCAUCUGUGAGCUACCUGCAGCCCCCGAGCUCAGAACAGUAUCAGAUCACUCAGUCGCCCUCUCCAUGUAAUCCUCAACAGUUGCAGCAGCAAUAUUCAGGAGUUCCACCUCCUGCUUCUGGGGUAAUGGUUAUGCAGCUCAGUGUCCCAAAUGGGCCCCAGCCGUCCCAGAAUCCUCCUUUGGUUCAGUGGAAUCCCUGUAAAUAUUACAGCAUAGAGCAACGGCCCAACAAGCCAGUAGAGCUUUACAAACCUGACAACACUCCACAGGUCACUUCACAGCUGACCAGUCCCUUGGCGUCUCCCACACAGUCACCAACCCCGUCUCCAUCUGGCAGCGUCUGCGCUGGUCUGGGACCACUCCCUCUUCUCUCCCAGUUUCCCCGUCCUGGUGGAUCCACUCAAGGUGAUGGGCGUUACUCCUUGUUGGGACAGCCUCUUCAGUAUAGUCUAUGUCCUCCUCAUCUAAUGCAUGGCCAGUCGUCGUACAGCUCGCAUCAGGGCCAAGGAGUCAUGAAACACGGAGCAAGAGGGAAAAAGCAGACUCUUAAAUCUGCUUCGACAGACCUUGGCAACGAUGUGGUGUUAAGUCGAGUCUUGGAAGUGACGGACCUGCCAGAGGGUAUUUCACGUCCGGAGGCUGAAAAACUCUUUAACCAGCUGUCAAUGUGCGGUGCCAAGAUCCAGUGGCUAAAGGAGCCUCAGGGGGGUCGAGGGGGGCCUUCAGGAGCUGGACCUGGGGGGAUGCAGGUGGAUCUGAGCGACCCGGCUCACCUCUACACCGUAGUGGCUGUGUUUCCUAGCACCAUGGCCGCCCAGAGUGCUUCCUUCAAACUUAACAACAGUGGAGCCAGUCUGUUCAAACUGCGGGCCGCCAAAAAGAACUAUGAUCUGCGUGUGCUGGAGAGGGCCAGCUCUCAGUGA
Messenger RNA from Knipowitschia caucasica, 3435 nucleotides. The record is from the annotation of a GenBank genome assembly. Lineage: Eukaryota; Metazoa; Chordata; Actinopteri; Gobiiformes; Gobiidae.